AUGAGCCAUCCUGCAGCAGCAGAGAGAUGCGACGCCAGUGCUCUUGCUAAAGAACUUGCUGUGGCUCAGCAAGAACUAUGUGAAGCUCAAGCUGCAAAAGCUGCACUGCAAAAGGAGUUACAACAUUUGUUACUACAAUUGCAUUCAGCUCAACUGCAAGUAUCUGCUCAGAUGGGACAUGCAGAAGAUUCUGAGGCAAUCAAACAGAAACUAGAGAAUGAAAUGGAACAAUACAGAACGAAUGUUUAUAAAGAAACGCUAACAGAAACACAAAUUCAUCAACUCAGACGAGAAAAUGAAGUGUUGAGGCAAUGCAAUAUUGCACUUCAGAGUGAGGUCUUUGGCUCACGGCUUGCUGCAAAAUACCUUGAUAAGGAAUUAGCAGGAAGAAUUCAACAGAUUCAGUUGCUCGGGAGAGAUCUAAAAGGAGGGGACCAUGACCGAUUAUGGGAACAACUAGAAGCAGAAAUUCAUCUUCAUAGACAUAAAACUGUGAUACGUGCUUGUAGGGCACAGAGUGGAUUAGGUAGUAAAUUAGUAUAUCCACCUGGGCAUGAUUUUCUUUUGCUAAAGAAGAAACAGGGAAUAGGAGAAGUAAGGACCAUUACAUUACAUAAAGGAGAAAAUGAAGGUUUAGGAAUUUCAAUAACUGGAGGAAAGGAACAUGGUGUCCCAAUAGUUAUAUCUGAAAUUCAUCCAUGUUUACCUGCUUGGCGAAGUGGAUUACUCUUUGUUGGAGAUGCAAUUCUUUCUGUUAAUGGCAUUGAUUUAAGAAAUCACAGGCAUAUGGAAGCAGCUAAAAUUCUUUCAAGUCAGGUAGGAGAAAUUACAUUAGAAGUGGUGUUUGUUGCACCAGAUGAAGAACUAACUGAUGAACAUGGAGCUUCUGAAAUAAACUUUAGUUAUCCAUUCUAUGACCAUCAGACAACUAGUCAACUUGCAAUGUUGUUGAAUAAAAACAUGGCAGAUAAAGGAACAGAUCCCAUAGAUAUAGAAAACUCAAUAGCUCAUCAGAGUUCCUGUAACAAUUCCUUAGAUAUAUGUAAUGACUCUCCAAAGUGUGUAGAUUCUAGAAAUUCUGACUGUGAAGUAGCAAAAGCAUGUUUAUCAAAACAGCUGUCUGCAAGUUCUACUGAAUCCAUAGCAAAAGAAAAUAUUAUAGAUGCAAUAAUUCCUAAUCGAAAAGUCCUAAAUAAUAUGUGGCGCUCUUUGAUGUCUGAAAAAAACAAAAGCCAGGAAUGAAAAUGAACAAACUGAUGGUGAAACUUGAGGACCGAAAAGUCUGCAGUUUAUCAAAGCUGUCUGGUUGAGAUGAUUGUUUCGGUAACUUCUUAGCUUUCACAUAAAGCUUUACUUAAUUAAAAAAAAUAUAUAUUUACAUAUUUAAGUUGAGACAUUUGCCUCAACAAUUCUCUUUCUAUAAACCGUUUUACAGAAUCUCAAUCAAUAUGCCUUUCAGAUUAUUUUUCUGGUAUGUGCUUUGGGGAAAAUUUAUCAGAAAAAUAACUGUUUUGAUGGACAUAAAAGUGUAGAAGUUAUAGAAAGUAAUAAACAUAACGAAUGCUGAAUGUUGAGUUUGUUACAUAAUCAAAUAUUUGGGAAGAUAAGGCAUUUAUGUGAGUUGUUACCAUGUUCUGAGUGCUUUGAAUCAAAUAAAAAAAGUUAUAUGUUAACAUGUUUAUGCAUUGUAUCAAAUUUAUAAACGAUUCCUAAUUUUUAUAAUUCUGUAUAAUUUUAUCACUUUUGGUUUUAUGUAAAAAUAAAGUAUUACUUUUUUUAAA
Messenger RNA from Stegodyphus dumicola, 1781 nucleotides. Its product is annotated as Golgi-associated PDZ and coiled-coil motif-containing protein-like. Gene Ontology annotation, cellular component: Golgi apparatus; membrane; trans-Golgi network transport vesicle. Gene Ontology annotation, biological process: negative regulation of protein localization to cell surface. The record is from RefSeq and is a predicted model, not a curated record. Gene Ontology annotation, molecular function: transmembrane transporter binding. NCBI's taxonomy places the organism in Eukaryota, Metazoa, Arthropoda, Arachnida, Araneae, Eresidae.